AUGUAUACAAUCCAACGAGUAUUAUUAUUUUGCAGUGUCUGGUAUUGUACAGAGGGAAGUGAUGUAGAAAAGACGAGUACAAGAAAAUUACGUGCCAGAGACCUUGGUAUUCCAUUUGAUGGUACACCUGGAAAAUACAAUGCCAUAACAGAUGUCGAUAAUGUUCAAGUCGGGUUUCGUACAAUCAUCGAAGGUGAUUCAAUACGUACUGGCGUUACGGCCAUACUUCCACGUGGAAGUAAUAUAUCUAUUACUGAACAACGUUGUUUCGCAAAUUGGUUUAGUUUGAAUGGAAACGGUGAAAUGACUGGAAUACAUCUUUUGACUGAAUCUGGUUUUCUUUCAACUCCGAUUAUAAUUACAAAUACGAACAGUGUGGGUAUCGGCUAUACGUCUGCUUUAAAGUGGAUAUACCAACAAAAUGAAACAUCACUAGUCAAUGUUGGAGAUAUUGGUUUACCAAUUGUAGCUGAAACAUGGGAUGGAUUCUUGAAUAAUUUUCGUGAAUUUCCUAUUAAAGAAGAGCAUGUCUUUGAAGCACUAGAUAAUGCAAAACAAUCGAGUUCAUACGUUGAAGAAGGAAAUGUAGGUGGUGGAACUGGUAUGAUUAAUUUCGGUUACAAAGCUGGAACAGGAACAAGUUCAAGAAUAGUCGAUACGCUCAAUUAUACUGUAGGAGUUUUAUUACAAGCUAAUUUCGGUCGUAAAAAUCAACUCAUUAUAGCAGGUGUUCCUGUGGGACAAGAACUUCUUGACAUUGAAACUAAUACUAGUUCUGUACCGGAUAAAGAUGUUGGCUCGAUUAUUGUUAUAUUAGCUACGGAUGCUCCACUUUUACCACACCAAUUGAAACGCAUGGCAACGAGAGUUUCUCUUGGAAUAGGAAAACUAGGUGGCAUCGGUGCUGAUUCUUCGGGUGAUAUUUUCUUGGCAUUUUCAACAGCUAAUAUUACAGACAAAAGUUCAACAACAAAAGUUGCUGAAUUUCUAUCGAAUGACCUAAUAAAUCCGUUGUUCAAUGCAGCAAUUCAAUGUGUUGAAGAAGCCAUUAUAAAUUCUCUAAUAGCAGCUGAAACAAUGGUAGGAUUUGGAGGAAUUCGUGUUCCAUCUAUUUCACAUGAAAAUGUCAUCAACAUACUAAGAAAAUACAAUCGAUUAAAUGAUAGCACACAUUAA
Rotaria socialis is the source of this 1176-nucleotide messenger RNA. The record is from the annotation of a GenBank genome assembly. NCBI's taxonomy places the organism in Eukaryota, Metazoa, Rotifera, Eurotatoria, Philodinida, Philodinidae.